Messenger RNA from Mangifera indica (mango), 797 nucleotides. RefSeq lists its product as uncharacterized. The transcript has a single exon. The coding region runs from base 224 to 703 and encodes 159 amino acids. The record is from RefSeq and is a predicted model, not a curated record. NCBI's taxonomy places the organism in Eukaryota, Viridiplantae, Streptophyta, Magnoliopsida, Sapindales, Anacardiaceae.
UCCUCUCUCGCUUUUCCUUUUCCAAUUCCAUUCAAAGCAAGCACCAACUUUUGAAUUCUCAAAAGAAAACAACACGCAAAUCCUAUUUAGAUCCUUUAUUUCUUUUGCAAGCAAAAAUUAAAGCUCUUUAUAAGCCCCUUCAUCUUCAUUUAACAGAUUCAAAACUCCAAAACCCUCCUUCAGGAUUUCCCUGGAAACCCACCACCACAACUUGCAACGCUCAAUGGCAGCUUUGCAGAAGUUCAAGAUCCUGGCAACACAAUGUGGGGUUGUGCAAAGCCCCACUAGGAGCCCCAGAACGAGCCCACUGGUGCAGAUGCCACGCAAGAAGACAACCCUACGUAUGUUACUGACCAAGACCACCACCAGCCGCCACUCACAAAAACUACUAACAAGUCAACAAGAAGUUGUGGUUGAUCUUGAAAGUGACAUGUUGCAAGAGAAGAAGAAGAAGAAGAGUCAGAGCAACACUUUGAAGGAUCUGUUUGUGUCUUCUUUUGAAGAUUACAACGACAAGGCUGGUGAUGAUGUUGAUGAUGAUAAUGAUGGGAGGAUUAGAGAGAAGAGUGAAGUUUUGUUAAUGAGGAAGUUGCAGGGUGGUUUGGGAGGUGAACUGGGCUUGUCUAGACCAGUUUGGGUUGGGUCUAGACAUAGAUUGCUUAAGAAAGCUUGGAGGCCAAUGCUUGCUUCUAUUCCUGAGUAAUCUAUCAAUUUUGUUUUUAUUUUUUCAUGGCUCUUUCGUGAUAUAUCUUAACCCUGAGUGAAAUUUUUAUAUAUUUUGCUUCUUAUCUGUAUUA